GUGGGUGUGCAUUAUUUAGAGUCAGUAAAGUUUGCACUGCAUGCUGCAAUGGAUUUGGACGAACUGCUCUCCUUUCAGCCGUUAGGGAAACAUUCCCUGGAAGAGAGAGACGAAUCAAGGCCUUCCAAGACAAGCAAGGCAGAGGGGAACGGACUUAGUGAUCAGGAGAAACUACUGCUGCUGCAGAAUAUUGAUGAUGAUGAUGAAGAGCCAUUGGAGGUCCUGGAGGCUGGGGGAGUCAAGAGAAUGCUCCUGUCAUUAGAGAAGAAAGUUCUACGUAACCAAGAGAUGCGUAUCAAGUUCCCAGAUCUGCCUGAGAAAUUCAUGGAGAGUGAAUUGGAGCUGAACGAUGAGUUACAGAAGCUGCAUAUCAUUGCCACCGUACCCGAGUAUUAUCCUGUGCUUGUGGAGACUCGUGUGCUGGUUACUCUGCUAGGUCUCCUGGGUCAUGACAACACUGACAUCUCCCUCACUGUGGUGGACCUACUUCAAGAGCUGACUGAUGUUGACACUCUCUCAGAGAAUCAGGAGGAGGCAGAGGGACUAGUGGAUGCUCUACUAGUGGAACAGGUGAUUGCCUUGCUGGUGACCAACCUCGAGCGUUUGGAUGAGCGUAGCAAAGAAGAGGGAGAGGGAGUCUACAACAGUUUGUCUAUACUCGAGAAUAUGUGUGAAGUACGUAACAACGAGGUAAUGCUAGCAGCCGGGGAACAAGGUCUACUAGUGUGGCUACUCAAGAGAGUACGCAUACGAUCCUACGAUCCUAACAAACUCUAUGCGUCUGAAAUACUUGCUAUAAUGCUGCAAGGACACGAAACCAACCAACGAUUGCUAGGAGAGAAAGAUGGUAUCGAUGUAUUGCUACAAGCUUUGGCCUACUACAAGCGCAGGGACCCCGGUGGAUUGGACGAGAUAGAGCUCAUGGAGAACCUGUUUGACUGCCUGUGUGCUGCCCUUAUGUUCAGUCCCAACAGAGAACGGUUUCUGAAAGGGGAAGGACUACAGCUGAUGAUACUCAUGCUCAAGGAGAAGAAGAUGUCAGGAAACAGUGCUCUCAAGGUACUCAACUAUUCCCUCAGCACACCCAAAGGGGCCGACAACUGCAACAAAUUUGUGGAAGUGUACGGACUGAGAAGUCUGUUCCCUUGCUUCAUGAAGACACCAAAGAAAUCCAAGAAAGUUGGCACUAGUAAGAGUGAGCACGAGGAGCAUGUUUGUUCGAUUGUGGCUGCCUUGUUUCAGAACGUAACAACGGGCGCAGGACGAGAGCGUCUCAUUGGCAAGUUCCUGGAGAGAGAUCACGAGAAAGUUGAGCGAUUGGUUGAACUUCACUUCAGCUACUCCCGUCGUCUCAAGGAAGUGUCUGUCGGAGGGGAGGAUGAAGAAGACGUGUAUCUGGCUCGAUUAGAUGCUGGUCUCUAUACACUGCAGAUGGUUGACUAUGUGUUGGCAGAGCUGUGCUUGUGUGAGAAGGGGAGCAUACGGGAGAGAGUGGUGACUCUACUAGGUGUCCAUGGGGAGAGCCUCGAGGCCAUACAGCAAGUACUGAGAGAAUAUGCUGUCAGUCUGGGAGAUGCUGAUACAACAAAGACACUCAAUCAACUAGCCGACAAACUAUUACCAUGAUCUGUGUAUAUAUUAUUCCCUGCUUCUUCCCUUUUAAUGUUAAUAAAAUUUUGCACUGAAAAGAUAAUGAAAAAAAGAC
This is a messenger RNA of Halichondria panicea, 1705 nucleotides long. Its product is annotated as beta-catenin-like protein 1. Lineage: Eukaryota; Metazoa; Porifera; Demospongiae; Suberitida; Halichondriidae. The coding region runs from base 49 to 1626 and encodes 525 amino acids. The record is from RefSeq and is a predicted model, not a curated record. The transcript has 3 exons. Gene Ontology annotation, cellular component: spliceosomal complex.